Lytechinus variegatus (green sea urchin) is the source of this 2219-nucleotide messenger RNA. Its product is annotated as GDP-D-glucose phosphorylase 1-like. Gene Ontology annotation, molecular function: GDP-D-glucose phosphorylase activity. Gene Ontology annotation, cellular component: cytoplasm. Gene Ontology annotation, biological process: glucose metabolic process. The transcript is spliced from 11 exons. The coding region runs from base 107 to 1204 and encodes 365 amino acids. NCBI's taxonomy places the organism in Eukaryota, Metazoa, Echinodermata, Echinoidea, Temnopleuroida, Toxopneustidae. The record is from RefSeq and is a predicted model, not a curated record.
GACAAUUCAUAAUGCAGACAGCAUGAUACAGCAUUACAGGCGCAGGCCACGUCAAUAAAUGGGCAUGAAUUGAAAGCUCGGAAACUUAUUUGCCAAGUACAAAAGGAUGACUUCCAUGAAUUUCAGGUAUUCCAGUCAAGACUUUGUGUCAGAAAUCCCAAAGGAUGCCAAGUUCAGUAAGUUUGACCAGGAGUUAAGAGGGAGAUGGGAUGAAGCAGUUGAAAAGGGGUUCUUUCGUUACAAGCUUGGAACCCUAUCAACGAGGGUAAUAGAAGGCCCUCAUAAGUUUGUGGCUCAGUUGAAUGAGAAGCGGGCAACUGACAGGCGGAAACCGCAAGAGAUAACAAGUACCAAGCAACCAUUCAAACCAGAAGAAUUCAACUUCAAUAAAGUCAAACCACAUGAGAUACUCAUGGAAAUGCACCCUGUCAAUCUGUCUUACCCAUCUUCAAAUGGAAUCACCAAUGGCACCAUUAGCUCACAUACUGAAACAGAAGAGUGCAUUAAUGGAGAAGGGAGGGGCAAGUAUCAGGUCAUCAUCAACAUCAGCCCUUUAGAAUAUGGAAAUGUUCUCCUUGUCCCCAGCCCUCAUUUAUGUCAACCACAGAUUGCCACUAUGGAAAUGAUACAAAUAGGUGUAGAAGCUGUCUUAUUAAGUUCAACCAGUGCAUUUAGGAUAGGUUACAACAGUCUAUGUGCUUACGCUUCUGUGAAUCACCUUCAUAUGCAUGCAUAUUAUGUACAUCACAGGUUACCAGUAGAGUACUGGCCAACGAAGGAGGUAGUUGAAGGCAGAGUUCAUGAGUCAAUCGGUUGGCCUGCUCAAGGAUUUCUUUUGCAGUUGAACAAAGAGAAUUAUUGGAAUGGUAUCAGAGACAUAUUUACGAUUGUGAAACAUCUACAAGACAAGGAUUUAGCUCACAAUAUGUUCUUCACAAGAGGCUCAACAUUAGGGCCCAAUCCUCAGGAAGACGGACAGACUGUAAGACUGUUUCUCUGGCCUCGCAUCUCCUCCUUUGGUAUAAAAGCAAAUGAUGCAUUCAAUGGUGCUUGUUGUGAACUUGGUGGUCAUCUUCCUAUUAAACUCAUUCAACGCUACAAUGACCUGACAGACGAGCAGUGCUGUGAGUUACUAGAAACGUGUUCCCUCUCAGCGGGAGAUUAUACUACUCUUAAAAAGGAGAUUAAGGACCUCUUUAAAUAAAUCCGGGCUCAUGUAUAUCAAGAAGGUAAAAACAUAGCAGCAUUUGAUUACUGGAUGGUGCAUUUCAGCUGACAUCAGGGGGUUUUAUUUCUCAGUAAAUUAUUCUCUAUUCAGCCCAGAAUAGAUAAGCAUUGUCCAUAUCUUUACAAAUCUUUCACAUAUGGGAGAUCUUACUCUGCAUUUUAGAGUACAGUAAAAGAAAUGAUUGCCAGAUUUCUUUUGAGAGGGAUACUAAUACCUGUAUUAGACAGAGUUAGAGAGAAGCUGAAAAGCCCAGAAAAGCAAGUUUUAACUGUAUGAUUUGAAUUUUCUCCAGUUUCAAACCCCAAUAGCAUACGUAUGAAUUAUCACGCUCAUAUCAUGUACUAAGGUCUUGAUAUAAGUGUUAAAGGACCAUAGUCAGGAGCUAUAGUACUGCCAUUACCAGGCAGACACUGUGGUCGUUCACAGACACACAUAGAAAGGGUUUUUUUUCAUGAUCGUGCGAUGAACGCAUGUACAGUGAAAAGGGUAUCAAAAAUAUAGGUAUACAAAAAUAGGUGUAUACACUUUAAACUGCCCAGAUAAGUGUAAAGGAUAUAAAAUUUUACCUAAUGGAAAUUCAGUAUUUGAGAUAUUUGCAUUAUUUAAUGUGGGUAAACACAAACCAAGUACAUGUUUUGUGUACUUCGAUAUAGACGGAUAAUUGUUGAAGAUCAAUUAUAAUGUCCAUGCAUGAGUGUGGUAUCCACAGAGGAAAAGAAAAAAAAUCAUAUUUGUAUCUCACUUUGUGUAAUUUAUAAAUAAUGGCUGAUAAUGUCUUGCUAUAUAUGUAUGUACAGUUAAGGCCAUAAGUGUACAUGCACCCAUGGAAUUCAGUGAAGUUUGUUCGCUUGCCAAACAUCGUAAAAUUUACUAUAUCUUCAUAAAUAUGAAUGCUACUAUGAUGAAUUUGGUAUCAACUGAAAGAGCGUAUUAAGCUCUUUCACAUGAUUGGGAUGCCAUUGGGAUUAAAGUAUAUUUCAGGAGGAAUUUU